Molecule: messenger RNA, 5475 nt
Organism: Hyaena hyaena (striped hyena)
Lineage: Eukaryota; Metazoa; Chordata; Mammalia; Carnivora; Hyaenidae
Gene: DNAJC16
Product: DnaJ heat shock protein family (Hsp40) member C16
Exons: 15
Coding region: 103-2448 (781 amino acids)
Source: RefSeq, a predicted model, not a curated record
CGCUGGUGCGGACAGGAGGCUCCUGGCCCGGCGGACUAACUGGAGCACGGACGCGGCAGCCGGUUGGGCCGGUGCCCUUUCCCGCUCUGGAAAGGAAGAGAAAUGGAAGUGAAAAAAUUGAGCAUUUCCUGGCGGUUCUUGAUAGUUCUGGUUCUGGUCCUGCAAAUUCUGUCUGCGUUGGAUUUUGACCCAUACAGAGUCCUAGGGGUCAGCCGAACAGCCAGUCAGGCUGAUAUUAAAAAGGCUUAUAAGAAGCUCGCCCGGGAAUGGCAUCCUGACAAAAACAAAGACCCUGGAGCAGAAGACAAGUUCAUCCAAAUUAGCAAGGCUUAUGAGAUCCUUUCCAGUGAGGAAAAGAGAUCGAAUUACGAUCACUAUGGAGAUGCCGGAGAGAACCAGGGCUUCCAGAAGCAGCAGCAACGAGAGUAUCGCUUCCGCCAUUUCCACGAGAAUUUUUACUUCGACGAAUCGUUUUUUCACUUCCCCUUUAAUUCGGAGCGGCGGGACUCCAUUGAUGAAAAGUACUUACUGCACUUUUCACAUUACGUGAAUGAAGUGGUCCCAGACAGCUUCAAGAAACCCUACCUCAUUAAGAUCACCUCAGAUUGGUGCUUCAGCUGCAUCCACAUCGAGCCCGUCUGGAAGGAAGUGGUUCAAGAACUGGAAGGAUUGGGUGUAGGGAUCGGUGUGGUCCACGCUGGGUACGAGCGGCGCCUGGCCCAUCACCUGGGAGCGCACAGCACCCCCUCCAUCCUAGGAAUCAUAAAUGGGAAAAUCUCCUUCUUCCAUAACGCAGUCGUCCGUGAGAACCUACGGCAGUUUGUAGAAAGUCUUCUUCCGGGAAACUUGGUGGAGAAAGUUACAAAUAAAAAUUACGUCCGGUUCCUCUCUGGGUGGCAGCAGGACAAUAAACCCCACGUCCUUCUGUUUGACCAAAUGCCCGUCGCACCACUGCUGUACAAGUUGACUGCUUUUGCAUACAAAGAUUACUUGUCAUUUGGAUAUGUGCACGUCGGCUUGAGAGGAGCCGAAGAGAUGAUGCGGCAGUACAAUGUCAACGUGUACGCCCCCACCAUCUUGAUCUUUAAAGAACACAUAAACAAGCCUGCAGAUGUCAUCCAGGCCCGAGGUAUGAAGAAACAGGUCAUUGAUGACUUCAUCACCCAAAACAAGUAUCUGCUGGCAGCCAGGCUCACCAGCCAGAAGCUCUUCCACGAGUUGUGCCCUGUGAAACGGUCUCACCGACAGAGGAAGUACUGUGUGGUCUUACUGACCCCCGAGGCUACCAAGUUGAGUAAACCCUUUGAGGCUUUCCUGUCCUUUGCGCUGGCGAACACGCAGGACACAGUGAGAUUCGUGCACGUCCACAGCCAUCGGCAGCAGGAGUUUGCCGACACCUUACUACCAGACAGUGAGACGUUUCAAGGAAAAUCAGCGGUGUCGAUCUUGGAAAGGCGCACCACGGGAGGAAGGGUGGUGUACAGGACCCUGGAAGCUCCCUGGACGGGGAGUGACAGCGAUAAAUUCACCCUCCUGGGCUAUCUCGACCAGCUGCGCAGAGACCCCGCUCUCCUGUCCUCGGAGGCGGUGCUCCCCGACCUGACCGAUGAACUGGCGCCUAUCUUUCUCCUCCGGUGGCUCUACUCCGCUUCCGACUACGUCUCGGACUGUUGGGACAGCGUAUUUCACGACAACUGGCGGGAAAUGAUGCCCCUUCUGUCCCUGGUCUUCUCUGCCCUCUUCAUCCUCUUCGGCACUGUCAUCGUUCAGGCUUUCAGUGACUCGAACGAUGAGCGAGAGUCGAACCCUCCAGAUAAAGAAGAAGUCCACGAGAAGGCCGGGAAGACUGAGCCAAGCUUCACCAAAGAAAACAGCAGCAAGAUUCCCAAAAAGGGCUUUGUGGAGGUGACGGAACUCACAGACGUGACAUACACCAGCAACCUGGUCCGCCUGAGGCCCGGCCACAUGAACGUGGUCCUCAUUCUGUCAGGCCCCACGAAGACCAGCCUGCUGCAGAAGUUCGCGUUGGAGGUCUACACGUUCACUGGGAGCAGCUGCCUGCACUUCUCCUUCCUGAGCCUGGACAAACACAGAGAAUGGCUGGAGUACUUACUGGAAUUCGCUCAGGACGCAGCCCCGAUCCCAAACCAGUAUGACAAGCACUUCAUGGAACGUGACUACACGGGCUACGUGCUGGCCCUGAAUGGCCACAAGAAGUACUUCUGCCUCUUCAAGCCCCAGAAGGCGGUGGAAGAGGAGGAAGCCUUGGGGUCUGGCAGGGCCCCUGACUCUUCCCUCCAUCCGGGCGAUUCUCGAGGGAAAUCUUCCUGUGGCCUUGGACCCAGGCCCAUCAAAGGAAAACUGAGCAAGCUGUCCUUAUGGAUGGAGCGCCUGCUGGAAGGUUCCUUACAGAGGUUUUAUAUCCCGUCGUGGCCCGAACUAGACUGAGAGGGGCUCGAGGGGGACGUAAACUCUUCAGGCUUUUUAACAGGCCCUGCGAACAGGCCUUUUCAGGACUCGACCUAUCACCGCAGACAGAGAAUAGAUUCUAGAUCAUUCUUCUGGAACAGUGGCUAGAAGAAUCCUGCCUUUGUCCUGUUCUAACCUAGGAGUGAAAAACACCUCAAGUCUCAACUCCCCCCAGAUCAAAAUAUUUUCCUUUGGGUCCCCCCCCCCGCCCCCGCCUCAUUUGAAUGCCGCACGAUUUAAGGCAGACUGCUCAUCCCCUCUUCCUUAGUCAUCCCCUCGUGUGCUCACCUCCCUCCCCUGUGCUGUCCCUGUGCUGUGGGAGAGCCGUGGGGUGGUACCUGGAUGGAACCCCGUGAGCCCGGAGUGCUGGUCGGGUUGCUGCCCGCCCCCGGCCCACCCCCGCUGUGCUCCUGCCCCGGCGCAUGCUCUCAUUGGAACAACCCACAGCAGCUUCUGGGCCCUGCAUCCCAAAAGUGGCCUGGCUCCAGGCAGUCUUAACAUUUGACCAUUUUUCCCAUAGUCAGUGGCUAAAAUGAGGGGUACCCCCCCCACCCAGUUCAGCAGCCACCGUUUUCAAAGGCUGGGGACGGGUGGGGCCUCUGCGUGGGAGUGUGGUUUUCUUCCCACAACAGAAGAAAGGAGGGCUGGGCAGUGACCGAUGUGACCCCUCCAUGGCGUCCCAUCAGCCGCCACCUCAGCACGAAGGUCGCCAGGGAGGGAUCUGCACGGCAGCAAGUACUGUAAUGACUUUGAGCCAUUCAUGUGUACGUUUUCACAUGCCUUUCGGCCCCUGUCACUUUUAGGGUAUGAAUCUUAGGAGCCAUAAUCUGUGAUCUUGUUCUCCGGAUGUAGACUUAAGCUGCUCUAAGCCAGUAGAUGCUACACUGAAGACACCCUCUUCCCGCCUGCCGGGAGCCGCACCCAAGGAACCUCUUCACUCCGGUGGGGUCCCCCUAGUAAAAUACCAGACCUGUCUUUGUAUCAAGGAACUUCCGAUUUCUUCUCGACAGCUGUGUUUUGAACACCGUUCCCCCAAAAGUGGGGCCCUCUUUUGUGACAGGGGAGCCAAGACUUGUUUUAGACCCCUGUUUGGCAAAAGGCUUCCUCUGGGCUUCUGGCCUCUAUUCCCAUAUCUUGGUCGCUUUCACUCCUAACUCACAACUGCUCCACCAGUGACAGAGUCCGGCCUGCCAUCAGCACCCAGCUUGCCGAGCUCCAGUGCGCAGUGGGCCACAGCAGCCAGUGACAGAGCUGGCCUUUUCUUCUUUUUCUUUCUUUCUUUUUUUUUUUUUUUUUUUUUUAAGGGCAAAAGCACCGGUGGAGUUGAAACAACUUCAAAGAGCGGUCAGUUCACACAUCAAAGUAAGUUUGCUCUUUUAUAAAAUGAAGGGGCAGAAUCACUGAUGGGACAUUUACUGAGUUAGUAUUUCUUUAAUCACAACUGCUUGAAACGAAGCAAUUUGGAUCUCGAAUAAUUUAAAUCUCGAGCUAUAGAGACAAGUGAUUAAUUAUUUAAGCCCGGGAAUUCCUGUAGUUUCCGUGGAGUCUAUAACUUUAUUUUAAAAGAAAGAAAGAAAGAAAAAGAAAUCACUGCCAGGCUGCUUUUUUUUCCACAUGAUCCUCUAAAAAUUGGUUGCUUACUCAGGUGGCUGGCUGUCCUGGCGCCUGGCCCAGGCGGGCGUGAUUAAGGGACUCACAGGGUUCCCUGAGGCACCAUCUUCCAAGUGAUUUUCUAGAUCUUCUAUGGCCAAGUUGCUGCUGCGCUAAGUGUUUUGGUUCAGUGGUGGGUUUUUAUUUUUAACUUCUGGUACUGAUGGGACCCAUGACCUUGAUUUCUGAAAACAAAAUCUCCCCCGCUCUGUUCAUUUUAAAAACGCUUCUCAUUAAAAUCAAAAGCACCUUCCGACAGGCACCCACACCCUCAAUUUGCACCAGGAAAGGAGAGUGAGGAUAGGAUUAAACAUUCCCGGCAAAUGUUUUCAGUCCCAAACUUCUUACAUGGGUCUGUUUGGGGCUGAAAGAAAUGUCCCCCAAGAGGACACUAGGGAGGUUUUACUUAAACUGAACUUCGCCCACGACCACCCAAGCCUUUCCUCUUGACCGUUUCCCUGAAUUUAUUUGCUUUUGUGUCAAAUGUAUGAGCCACUGUCACGCUCAGCCAAUGCCACCUCUUGUGCGUGAUCACACAGGCCUAAUUUCGGUUUUAGGUGCACUUCCCGGCCUUUAAGUAUGUUGAGACUGUCAAUGUUGUUUUAUUUUUAGAAGUAGGGUUUCCUGGUUGAUAGAGACUAUGCAUCAUGUUUAGCAGAUGGGGAUGAAAACGGGCCCAAAACAAGUCUUUGUAGAACACACGCCCACUUAAAAGAUUUUUUUCAUCAUCCAGGUGCUGGUGGCAUAAUUGGUCUAAGAGAUUGUCAGCUCUGACUCAGCCACAUUUCGAUGAGUAAGAUGGCCAUGACCUCCAUUAGGCACCAGGGUCUGUCUCCGCCAUCACUUGCCCACCAUGAAAAUCCGGCUGUACUUUUCAAAUUAAUGGGUUGAUUUCCUCCUCGUUUGGCACAUAUGUUUUCUGGAUUUAAAAAGAAAUGAAAUCUAAAUGCAUUUUAAGUGUUUGCUUUGUCUGGGAAAAGAGACUGGAAGCAAACACUCGAAUUUUUUCCCAAGUAAAAUUCUGUAGAAGCUGACGCAGGAUGUCUUUAACAGACAAUAUAAUCACUUGCGUCCCAAUGCCUGACCUUGUCCCUUGGAAACAAAUGCCGGGUGGCAGCUGUGAGUCUGUCCACUCGGUUUGUCGCGGCGGAGGAUGACACCUUAGAGGGCAGUCUGAAAAGAAGGUGAAUAUUUUGCACUUUUGAUACUCUUAGGAACAAAUAACUUAUUUGGCAAAUGGUGUCUUUUUUUAUGUUGUUUUCUGUUUUGUAUUGUGCACAGGCACUGAAGCUGAUGUUAUUUUUGUUCUAAAACUAUUACAGACUGGAGACAGAAAUAAACUAUUUUAAUGUGUGA